CGACCGCCGGGCCUCCCGCGUCCGGGGCUCCGGGAGCCUCUCCCUCCUGGACGACGGGUGCGGCCGCCAAAGCAGUGCUGUGUGCGUGUGCGCGCGCACGCGCGCGCGCCGGGCCACGUGGGAGCGGCGCGGCGCCGUUGCCCCGCCUUCCCCCGGCGCGCGCCGGCGUCGUCUGCGUCUCCGGGCAUUUGAAUUGCGCUUCCGCCAUCUUUCUAGCCCUCAGUCAGACGGGCGCGGAGACGCUUCUGGAAGUAACAUCACGAUGGCUGCCCAAGGAGAACCCCAAGUUCAGUUCAAACUUGUAUUGGUUGGUGAUGGUGGUACUGGGAAAACUACAUUCGUGAAACGUCAUCUGACUGGUGAAUUUGAGAAGAAGUAUGUAGCUACCUUGGGUGUUGAGGUCCAUCCCCUUGUGUUCCAUACCAACAGAGGACCUAUUAAGUUCAAUGUAUGGGAUACGGCUGGUCAGGAGAAAUUUGGUGGACUGAGAGAUGGUUAUUAUAUCCAAGCUCAGUGUGCCAUUAUAAUGUUUGAUGUAACAUCGAGAGUUACUUACAAGAACGUACCUAACUGGCAUAGAGAUCUGGUACGAGUGUGUGAAAACAUCCCCAUUGUGUUGUGUGGCAACAAAGUGGAUAUUAAGGACAGAAAGGUUAAGGCAAAAUCGAUUGUCUUCCACCGAAAGAAGAACCUUCAGUACUACGACAUUUCUGCAAAAAGUAACUACAACUUUGAAAAGCCCUUCCUCUGGCUUGCUAGGAAACUGAUCGGAGACCCUAACUUGGAGUUUGUCGCCAUGCCUGCUCUUGCCCCGCCAGAGGUGGUCAUGGACCCAGCCUUGGCAGCACAAUAUGAGCAUGAUCUAGAGGUUGCUCAGACAACUGCUCUCCCGGAUGAAGAUGAUGACCUGUGAGAAAACAAAGCUGGAGCCCAGCGUCAGAAGUCUAGUUUUAUAGGCAACUGUCCUGUGAUGUCAGUGGUGCAGCGUGUUUGCCACUUUAUUAUAUAGCUAAGCAGAAUAUGUGCUUAAUCUCUGGGGUGCUGAAGGAGAUGAAUGGGCUUCGGAGUGAAUGUGGCAGUUGAAAAAAUAUACCUUCAUUUUUUGGACCUGCAUAUUUAGCUGUUUUGGAACACAGUUGUUUCCUUCUUGAGUUUCAAAUAUAAGACUGCUACAGUCGCAUCACAAUAUUCCGUGGUGAAAUCUUGUUUGUUACUGUCAUUCCCAUUCCUUUUCGUUUAGAAUCAGAAUAAAGUUGUAUUUCAAAUAUCUAA
Molecule: messenger RNA, 1272 nt
Organism: Phacochoerus africanus (Common warthog)
Lineage: Eukaryota; Metazoa; Chordata; Mammalia; Artiodactyla; Suidae
Gene: RAN
Product: RAN, member RAS oncogene family
Exons: 7
Coding region: 263-913 (216 amino acids)
Biological process (GO): ribosomal subunit export from nucleus; protein import into nucleus
Cellular component (GO): nucleus; cytoplasm
Molecular function (GO): GTPase activity; GTP binding
Source: RefSeq, a predicted model, not a curated record